AAACAGAGUAGUCUUCUUCUUCGUGUAUGUAUAUAUAUAUAUAUACUUUUCGCUUCGAUGGGCAUCUCUCUCAAACACGCACUCUCUGCAUAUCUGUGGUUGAUUUACGCUAUCGCCGGACGGUAAACGCUUUCGACUGCAUCUGAUUGAGUUAUGGGGCAGGCACUUUGUUGUGUUCAGGUUGAUCAGUCCACUGUUGCUGUUAAGGAACAAUUUGGGAGAUUUGAUGACAUACUUAGUCCAGGGUGUCACUGUUUACCUUGGUGUUUAGGUUACCAAUUAGCUGGAACUUUAUCUCUUCGUGUACAGCAGAUUGACGUUCGCUGCGAAACUAAAACGAAGGAUAAUGUUUUUGUGACGGUUGUUGCAUCUAUUCAGUAUCGUGCUUUGGCAGACAAAGCUUCUGAUGCUUUCUACAAGCUCAGUAAUACUAAAGCACAAAUUCAGGCCUAUGUUUUUGAUGUUAUUAGAGCUAGCGUUCCAAAGAUGGAAUUGGAUUCUGCAUUUGAACAGAAGAAUGAGAUAGCUGAAUCUGUUGAAAGAGAACUUGCAAAGGCUAUGUCUGCUUACGGGUAUGAAAUUGUCCAAACUCUAAUUGUGGAUAUUGAGCCAGAUGCACAGGUGAAGAGGGCAAUGAACGAGAUAAAUGCAGCUGCUAGACUUAGGGUAGCUGCGACUGAAAAGGCGGAAGCAGAGAAAAUACUGCAAAUUAAACGAGCUGAAGGAGAAGCAGAAUCGAAGUACUUAUCUGGACUCGGUAUCGCUAGGCAGAGACAAGCCAUCGUUGAUGGUCUUAGAGACAGUGUGAUUGCAUUCUCCGAGAAUGUUCCUGGUACAAGUGCUAAAGAUGUGAUGGACAUGGUUCUUGUGACACAAUAUUUCGACACAAUGAAAGAGAUCGGAGCUUCUUCUAAAUCUUCGGCUGUUUUCAUCCCACAUGGACCCGGGGCAGUUAGGGAUAUUGCUUCGCAGAUUCGGGAUGGACUUCUUCAGGGUCAGAAUGCUCAGAUUUGAAGAUGACAAACAUAAUUUGUAUGGAUUUAAGUUUUGAUAGUAUUUUAUGUUAGAAUUAUUAUUGGAGUUGCUUUAAAACCUUGAAAUAUAGUGCAAAUAUGGUGUUUGUGAUGUUUUUAUUAAGAAAUAUUUGAUUUGGGCUGUAUUUAUUUUGUGUGAUUGUAGCAAUUUGUUAAAACUUCUUCCAUUCUUAAUUCAUUUAAUAUUCUUGUUUCUUUC
Impatiens glandulifera is the source of this 1233-nucleotide messenger RNA. RefSeq names its product hypersensitive-induced response protein 1-like. Bases 154 to 1014 code for a protein of 286 amino acids. The transcript has 6 exons. NCBI's taxonomy places the organism in Eukaryota, Viridiplantae, Streptophyta, Magnoliopsida, Ericales, Balsaminaceae. The record is from RefSeq and is a predicted model, not a curated record.